AUGUUUAUGUGGUCUGGAGACCAUCCAAAUUAUGAUAAAACCGAGCUGUGCACUUUAGAACUUCACCAUUUUGGUUUGUUGGAAAAUGGUGUAUAUAAGGGUGGGAAGAAAAUUGGGGCAGAGCUUGGGUAUAAAGUGGAUAUAACCCAGAAGGUGACAAGCCUAAAAGUGUUCUAUAGGGUGCAUGCAGAAGAUGUUGUGAAGGAGGUCUUAGAUGAUAGGUGCAUUGCAAACUUAGUUGCUACCAUUCCAUCAAAUAGAAGAGUUGUGCUGUAUUUCCAUGAUCCAACUGACCAGAACACACUUGGCAGUCAAAACGAAAUGGAGUAUGCAAAUGUGGCUAAAGAGGAACAUGUGGAAGUUGAUUCUAAAGGUAAUGAAGCAGACAAUGAAGAGGAAAAUGUGGAAGUUGAAUCUGAUGGUAGUGAAUUUGAAAAUGAAGAAAAAGAGGUGGAUGAAGAGUUAAAGGACAGUGAUUAUGAAUACACUAAUGAUGAGAUGCCAAACAUUGAUCCUGGAAUGACAGCAAAAAAGAGAGCAAAUGUUCUACCAAAUGUGGAUGAAGAGGAACCAACGAUUGAUCCUCAAAUGGUGCCUCCUAAUGAAGGUACAGGGGCUAUCUCAUAUAAUGGUGAAGACACUGAUGCAUUCCCUUCUGAAGGUGAAACUUCCGAGGAUGACCAAGGAAAUGGAGAAAACUCUAAGAAGUCAAAGAAGAGAAAGAAGAGAAAAUUACUAAACUUUAAACAAUUUAGAAGAGAGACUGACCUCAGAAAUCCUCAGUUUAAGUUAGAAAUGCAGUUUGUUGACAGAGAAGAAGUGAAGAAAGCUAUUAAGGAGUACGCUCCUGUGGAAGGCAAAUCUAUAAAGUUUGUGAAGAAUGAUAAUUUUCGGGGGGAGGAGGAAGGAGGGAGGAUAGAAUGA
Prunus armeniaca (apricot) is the source of this 924-nucleotide messenger RNA. The record is from the annotation of a GenBank genome assembly. Lineage: Eukaryota; Viridiplantae; Streptophyta; Magnoliopsida; Rosales; Rosaceae.